UUUUCCUUCUCUCAUCCCAAAAAUCCUCACAUCUCCUUCCCCUUUGGUGCAGUGAUCCCUACUAACAUGUUACACCUGUGUUUAAACUGCAUUUUUUCAAAUUUUCUAUUCUCCCUCCAACCUCAGUCACACCUUUUAAACACAGGGGUUUCAUUAGGAACGAUCUUGAGGAAAAUUCCAGGAGUGGGUCAAUUCCUUGGCCAGUUUAACCAUUUCCACGACUCCCUGCAGCACAGCAGGAAUUAAAACCAGAUAUACAACCAGAUGAUAAUAAAAUAAUCCAUUUCUGCCUGUGUUUUGUGCAACACCGAGUAAUUAAAGGUUGGACUCGAUCUUGGAGGUCUUUCCCAACCUAAACGAUUCUGUGAUUCUGUUCAAUCUGGCACAAGCUGAAGGCACAAUGAUACAACAGAGGUCAUUAACGAAGCGCCUAAUUACUCCUGGGUUUAAUUUGCUUUAUUGCCACCAGAGGGAGGAGGAGACACACUGGUGGCUUUCCCAGGAAAGCAAAACCGCAAGGCACCCCCCGGCAGAACAGUUCCAGGGUUUUGAGGGACCUUGGAUCCUCCUGCCACCUGCUCAUGGCUGAUCCAAGGCUGAGUGCAAAGCUGAUGGAGUCUCCCAGAAGGUGUUUGUGGAGUGCUCAGUGUUGACUGGACACAAAUAAAACCCCAAACUCCACGUGCUGCACGCAGAAGUCGUGAGUUAAUAAGUUGUUUUAUCUCUGUCCAUGAUUCCGGUCAGUCUGGAAGAUCACUGGCAGCCCGUCCUCGCCCACCAAGGGAUUUAAGGUGUCCUGGAACUGCAGAGGUUUAAAACUGAGCAAACCCAGCAGCUGGAAAAUCGACUCCAUUCCAUCCUGAAACAUUAAUAAACCCCCAACCGAAUUCCUGCAGAGGUCCAGAGCUUGGCUGGGCUUCCCAGGGCAGCACAGGCUGCUUUAAGAGACGUGACCAGAACGGAACGAGGGCAUUUGGAGAACUUUGCCUGGGGUUACACACAAAGUUGUGCUGCCCAGCUCGUGCUGGCUUGGGAACAAACUGGCAGCUCCUCCCCUGGACUCUGGUCACUGCUUGGCUGCACCUGCACUCUUCAGUCCUCGCCCGUGCCCGGACUGAGAGAUCAGCCAGGGAAAAGCGUCCACCAGAGCAGCCCAAGCGGCUGAAUGUGCUCUGAGAGGAUCUGGUCAGCACCCGAACGCGGCUCUGACUGAGCUCCAGGAGCUCUCACACACACAGGAGGAGCAGUUCUGCUCUGCCCACGCUGAAAAUGCCAGAGGCUGGAGCGAGCGUCCUGCUGCUCCGGGCUUGCCUGGCUCUGCUGGCCUCACCCAUCUACCUGCUGUCCUUCCUGGGCUUGUGGGAGCCUUUCUGCAGGAAGGUCUUCUUCCCCUUCAUCUUAGAGAAGAUUUGUGUGGCUCACGACAAGAAAUCCAAGAAGCACAAGGAAGAGCUAUUCCGUAAUCUACCCGACUUCAGGGGCCCCUCCGGCGAGCUGAGGCUGCUGGAGAUCGGCACCGGCUGCGGCUCCAACUUCCAGUUCUACCCAGCGGGCUGCAGAGUCACCUGCACCGACAUCAACCCCCACUUCCAGGAGAGCCUCUCCAAAAACAUGAAGAAGAACCAGCACCUCCGCUACGAGCGGUUCCUGGUGGCCGCAGGAGAAGACCUGGGCCAGGUGGCCAGCGGCUCCGUGGACGCCGUGGUUUGCACGCUGGUGCUGUGCUCCGUGCACAGCGUCAGCACAACCCUGAGCGAGGUGCUCCGGGUGCUCCGGCCGGGAGGAGCUUUCUAUUUCUUGGAGCACGUGGCCGCUGAGCAUUCCAGCUGGAGGUAUUUUUGGCAGCAGGUCUGUUACCCGACUUGGAAACUCGUCUUUGCUGGGUGCUGCCUCACGAGAGAGCUGUGGAAGAAUCUGGAAGAGGCAAAGUUCUCGGAGCUGAAGAUACAGCACAUCGGCUUGGCGAUGCCCUGGAUGCCCAUCGAGCCGCACAUCGUGGGGUACGGGGUGAAGUAACCCCUGUCCUGCCCCCCCAAAAUUCCUCAUCGUGACCAACACACCCUGACAGGCACAGGCUCCUCCACACGUAUCAGUAACACAGUGAAGGACUUAAAUCAGAAACCAAAUUGUCAGGUGAGAAGAGAGGGUCAAUUUCCUGAGUGUCUCUGAAUCGCAGAAUCAACAAAGCUGGAAAAGCGCUUUUGGAUUGGAAUCCAACAGUUAAGUCAGCACUAGCACCAUGUUCACCACUAAACCGUGUCCCCAGGUGCCACAUCCACACGUUUUUUCAGCACUUCCAGGGAUGGUGACUCCACCACUGCCCUGGCCAGCUUGUGCCAGGGCCUGACAGCCCUUUCUGUGAAGAAAUCUUUCCUCCUAUCUAAUUAAACCUCUGCUGAUAUAACUUGA
Cyanistes caeruleus (blue tit) is the source of this 2409-nucleotide messenger RNA. RefSeq names its product thiol methyltransferase 1A (gene TMT1A). The record is from RefSeq and is a predicted model, not a curated record. Gene Ontology annotation, molecular function: S-adenosylmethionine-dependent methyltransferase activity. Lineage: Eukaryota; Metazoa; Chordata; Aves; Passeriformes; Paridae.